This is a messenger RNA of Lolium perenne, 2298 nucleotides long. RefSeq names its product putative serpin-Z8. Gene Ontology annotation, molecular function: serine-type endopeptidase inhibitor activity. NCBI's taxonomy places the organism in Eukaryota, Viridiplantae, Streptophyta, Magnoliopsida, Poales, Poaceae. The record is from RefSeq and is a predicted model, not a curated record.
GGUGUGCGUGUGCGUGGUGUGAGUGUGGUGUUGAGUUAGUGCAUAAGUUCAGAUACUACAACUGUAACACAGAUCGAGGGGUCUCAAAAAAAAAAAAAAAAAAACAAAACAAAAACGAAUCCGAUACGGUUUCGCAAUCCAAAUCAGAUCGUAGGCCUUGCGUCUCUCAAUAUAUACACGAGCCGUGGACACCAAACGAUCUGUACGUCAGUCCGGCUCCUGCCUUUGCUUGCGCGACGAUGAUGGCCGGACCGAGCAAGAAGCCGCGUCAGUCCGGCGCCGGCCUGGCGGGGAUCGCCGCGCGCCUCAGCAAGCGCCUAGCCGACGAGAACCCGCGCGCCAACCUUGUCUUCUCCCCGCUGUCCAUCUACGCGGCCGUCUCGCUCCUGGCGCCCGGCGCCCGGGGAGACACCCUGGCCGAGAUCCUCCGGCUCCUGGGCGCCCGGUCUCGCGACGAGCUCGAGGAAUCCAUCUCUACCAUGGCGUCCGACGCGCUGAAGGACCGAUCCGAUUCCGGCGGGCCGAGCAUCGCGUUCGCGUGCGGCGUGUGGAACGACAGGACGCGCCCUCUGAAGCCGGCGUACCGCGAGGCCGUCGUCGGCACGUACAUGGCGGAGGCACGCGCGGCGGACUUCCACGAGAACGCGGGGGAGGCGGCGGAGCAGAUCAACGCUUGGGUCGCGGAGGUCACGAGGAGCCUCAUCGACAACAUCGUCUCCGCCAAGUCCUUUGACACUAACACUGACGCCGUGCUCGCCAAUGCCAUAUACUUCAGAGGGAAGUGGGACUUGCCGUUCUACGAGCGGAGCACGACGGACAGGCCGUUCCACCUGCUCGACGGCGCCACGGUCGACGCGCCCUACAUGUACAACUCGGACCGCCACUUCAUCGCCGUGUACGACGGGUUCAAGGUGCUCAAGCUGCAGUACAAGAUGCAGCAACAACAAGGAGACCCUUGGUCGUCGACGGCCAGCUUGAAGAAAGACCCGCAGUACUCCAUGUGCAUCUUCCUACCGGACGCGUACGACGGCUUGCGCACCCUCCUCGACGAGAUAACGUCCCGGCCAGGGUUCGUGCACGACCACCUGCCGUCUAGCAAGGUCAAGGUCUGCCAUUUCGGUGUUCCCAAGUUCAAGCUUGAGUUCCUGAGCAACGUCACCCAAAUUCUCAAAGACUUGGGACUUGUGCUGCCGUUUUGCAUGGGUGCCGACCUGUCGGACAUGAUGGAGGCCGACCGCAGCGGUUUGCCCUUGGUGGUGCAAGACGUCUUCCACAAGGCUGUUGUUGAGGUCAACGAGGAAGGCACCGUAGCUGCGGCGGUCACCAUCAUGCGGAUUGCUCCUGGAUGUGCACCGGGGAUGACGCGGGAGCCGACGGUGGAUUUUGUCGCCGACCAUCCGUUUGCGUAUUUCAUUGUCGAAGAGACUUCAGGGGCGAUCCUCUUUGCAGGGCAUGUCGUGGAUCCUACUGAUGGCAAAGCCGGACAGCCUGCUGCGGCCACGGCUAGAGGAUUCGAGUUGCCGCCCAUGACCAGACAUCCGCUGACGAGGAAUGCUAGCUCCACUGGUCUGGGAACCCUCGCUGCCGGGAAGCGCCUCGCCGAGGAGAGGGCAGACAAGAACAUGAUAUGCAAUUCUAUCCCCACCCGCACCCAAUCGGCGCCUCUCUCCCCAUCCGACCCCUCCCUGCAGCGCCGCCCCUCCACCCUCCCUCCCCCUCUCCUCCCUCCCCACCCGAUCUUCGCCCCGGGUCGUCUCGCGCGAGGCGGUUCCGGGCGACGACCCAAACCCUAGAAAAGGCAAAUGAUCUUCCUCUUCCCGGCCGCUGCCGCGGUCGGGGUCGGCGGUGGCGGCCGCGCCCGGCUGCCAAAGGCAGGGGCGGUGGUGGCGCGCCCAUGGACUCCCCUUCGCGCGGAGGCGGGGUCUUUCAGGGGCGCCGACGGUGAUCGAGGUGAAUGAGGAAGGUACCGAAGCCACGGCUGUCACCAUGGUUAUCGACACUGAAGGAUGCACAAUGGACAGUCGAGAGAGAUCACCUCCGCAAGUGGAUUUCGUCGCCGACCAUCCGUUUGCGUUUUACAUAGUGGAGGAGGCAACUGGCGCGGUUUUCUUCGCCGGGCACGUCCUCGAUCCCUCCAAGGAGGAGCAGCGGUUGAGCCGUCUAUUUGGAUUUCGGAACUAAUCUUCGUACCAGCCAUGCUUAUUUGAUUACUAUGUACUUUUGUAGCCCGUUACUUUUGGAAAUUUGAGUGUGUUUGUAUCAGUGAUGAGUAUUUCUUUUAUCUUAUGAAAUUCUGCA